Messenger RNA from Poecilia reticulata (guppy), 1014 nucleotides. The record is from RefSeq and is a predicted model, not a curated record. NCBI's taxonomy places the organism in Eukaryota, Metazoa, Chordata, Actinopteri, Cyprinodontiformes, Poeciliidae.
AUGAAUAAAGCAGAUGAGCGGUUUCUCGACGGCCUGAAGACUUUAAACUGCAGAGAGCAAACCGAGCUGCUAAAACUGAAGCUGUUCUUCUAUAACAGRUUUGUGGAACCAAUAGAUCAGCAAAGCUACAAAAGGUGGAUCUCUCUGUCUUGUAACAACCAGCAGGACCAGAUUGCUCAGUCAGAUCCAGACUCAAAUGAAACAGAAACRUCUGCAGACGGAGAAACAAAGCAGCUUUCUUUUGCAGAGGUGAUGCAGCUGGUUCAAGAAGGAAAAGAAGUGCCAGGAGUGACGGAGCCGGACGUCCAGCCCAGCAACCAGAGUCCCACUCCGUCUCAGAUGCAAAGAGUGCAGAAACCGUGGGAAGCUACACCAUCAUAACUGAACUUCCACUUAAAAACCAAUGUAAGAUUUAAAUGGCUGUAAGAUUUUGUUAACAUCUGUCGGAUGCUGUGGAAUCAACAGUCUAGCACUUUUUUUGUGGUAAGACUAAGAAAUUAAGUUGUUAAUUUAUUAUAUUUUAGACUUUAGUCAGUUUUACAUUGACUUACAUGUCCCAAGGUUUUCAGUGAGAUUUUGAGCAGAACUGCAUAAUGCCUGAACUUUCAGUUUUCAAUCGGUUCCUUCCUCUUCUUUUGGUCAAUUUUAUUAAAAUAAAAYUUGGGAAGAAGAAAACACUGAUGUAAAAAUAAAAUAAAUGUUCACGCUAAUCUGUCUGGUCCUGUAGCGUAAAAUGGUGGCUCCCACAGAUGCCUUCAGAUGAGUGGACCAGGGUUUAUGCAGGCAUCUGAGACAAUUAUUUUGCUGUGAAACUGCUCCAGUUAUAAUCUGUGCCAUGAAUGAUGCACUCAGUAACCGAAACUGCAAGUAGUUCAGUUAGAAAUCGUAACUUUUUGUUGUCCCACUCUGUGUGCUCAUGUAAUAAAAAUAAAAGUUCAACUUUGCACAUUUUAUACAAAAUCUAGAUGAGGUGACAUGGGUUAAAAAUAAAAUCUCCGAUUUUUUCACACCAGA